ACCGUCCACCGCGCCUACGUACCGGCCGCUGCCUCCUCCUCAAGUUAAUUAGGGUCCUCGAUCGAGCGGGCCGGCGCUCGACGGCGACGAGCGAGGUUGAUCGGCCGGCGAGCGAGAUGGAGGAGGGGUUUUUAGCACAAGUUCAUUUGCUAGAUGAUGCCUGGUGGUCCCAGUUCUACGAUCCGACGUACAUGGACAUGCUCGAUCGACAAUCUCGGUAUCAGGAACCACCCCAUGAGGAUGUGGAGGAAGAUGCCCUAGCCUUGGCAUUGGCCCCCUAUCUUGAUCCUCACUAUGGCGACCGUCACCGUGGUCGUGAUCGUCACCAUCAUCAUCACCGGUCGCCGCCGAUCUCGUUCCAACAACCGCGAUCCCGUCCGCGAUCACCAUCUCCAUCUCCAGACGCUACUACUCGCAGCAACAAGCGUGCUUGCAUCCCCGCCUCCGACAAGGCCAUCCUGGGACUCAAGGAGGUGGUGCUCACCACCACGGACGUCGGCGACGACUGUGCCAUCUGCCUCAAGGCUUUGGACGAUCGUCCUCCGGAUCAGGAGGAGGAGGAGGACACGGCAGCACCAGCAGCAGCUGAUGCAGAGACGACGACGACGGCGGCGACAUCGGCGCUCCGGGCCAUGCCCUGCUCUCACAUCUUCCACCAGCACUGCAUCUUCCAGUGGCUCCGUCGCAACGCUGUCUGUCCUCUUUGUCGCCACCAGCUACCCACCAUUGACGACGACGACGACGACGAUGAUGAUGAUGAGGCCGAUGAUGAGAGAGGCGCCAGGCCCAUGAUGCCCCAAUCCCCGAUCUCCACCCGAACAGAAGCAGCGCCGCCGCCGUCUUCAACCUCAGCUCCUCGGCUGCUCGGCCUCGCUCGUCGCGUCCUCUCGAGACGCCAGCUCCGGAGUGGGGAACGGGUGCUCGGCCACAGGGACCUAGGGCGGCCGCCCUAG
Messenger RNA from Sorghum bicolor (sorghum), 953 nucleotides. Its product is annotated as E3 ubiquitin-protein ligase RNF38-like. The transcript is spliced from 2 exons. Gene Ontology annotation, molecular function: zinc ion binding; ubiquitin protein ligase activity. Gene Ontology annotation, biological process: protein ubiquitination. The coding region runs from base 117 to 953 and encodes 278 amino acids. The record is from RefSeq and is a predicted model, not a curated record. Gene Ontology annotation, cellular component: cytoplasm. Lineage: Eukaryota; Viridiplantae; Streptophyta; Magnoliopsida; Poales; Poaceae.